AUGAUGCUCCUACUGUUCAUCAACUUUGAAAACCUACUAACAUCUUCGAACAUCAGUCCUCCAGAUUUCCCGCCCCCUCGACAAGUAACACUUGUCCAGUACAUCAACCGCAACAGGCGAGUAGCCCCUCUACGGCAGUUUGAUCGUUUACGCGCGUGCGCCACUGGAUUCUCAAGCCUUCUCACUGACAGUUCGCAGUCGCCACCACGGAAAAUCUCGAUCGCAAUGAGUUUCCGACAGGCUGCCAGAGACGUGCUGCCCUACAGCCCCAAGCACGUGUCCACACUUCUCCGCCGUGAUAUCAAGGACCUGAAGACCAAGUUCGUCGGCAAGGUCAAGUCGAUGUUCAAAUGCAAGACCGCGCGCACUUCGACUUCAGCAGAGAAACGGGCGGGCGAAGAGGCCAACACCCUUCAGAACGUCAGUACAGAGACCAGCAUCACGAAGCCAGAGGAGGUCGAGCCUGUCCGUGAGCCCACUUUGGCAACCGAGGAGGAAGAAGGCAUCGAGACCCUUUACACCACCCUGGAAGAGAACCUACAAGUCUUGAAGGAAUCCCGCGACAAGGAUGCGCCCGCCGACGAGCGUUGGCACUUCCGCGGCUGCUGGCUGCUCCUAUACACGGCGAUGCUGUAUUGCCCAUCCAACCCUUUCUACGAGGCUCUUGGGUGCGGCAAGACAGCAUCUGCCGAUGCUGCAGUUCGCGCCAAGAUACUCGAGCCCACUACGGUCUUCAGCUCGCACGUCUCGCACCGUUGCGACGAGGUCCUCGACACUGUCAUGUUCCUCCCGGAGCACUGGUGGAUUGCCAUCUGGGAAGCCACGACAAGCCAUGCUCAGGCUGUGUUUGUCGCCGAGGCGCUCCUGCGUCAUAUCUGGCCUGAGAACGACGCAGCUAUGAUGCUGAAGCUCAUUGGCAAUCCUUACGAGACACUCUUCGAGUUUGAUGCCGCUGAACUUCAAAGGAGGCUCCAAGUGCUGCUGUUCCCAGAGUUGCAGGCCGCCUUGCACACCCAACUCUAA
Plenodomus lingam JN3 is the source of this 1023-nucleotide messenger RNA. The record is from RefSeq and is a predicted model, not a curated record. NCBI's taxonomy places the organism in Eukaryota, Fungi, Ascomycota, Dothideomycetes, Pleosporales, Leptosphaeriaceae.